Messenger RNA from Pieris brassicae (large cabbage white), 1660 nucleotides. RefSeq lists its product as uncharacterized. The transcript has 5 exons. Gene Ontology annotation, biological process: regulation of apoptotic process. Lineage: Eukaryota; Metazoa; Arthropoda; Insecta; Lepidoptera; Pieridae. The coding region runs from base 258 to 980 and encodes 240 amino acids. The record is from RefSeq and is a predicted model, not a curated record.
CAGAAGUACAUACUCGCGCUUCAUAUCUGUCGAUGUCAGUAUAAAUCAUCCAGUCAAGAUGUGUGUUCCUGUGAGCUAGGAAAUGGGAAGAAACCAUCGAUAAUUUCAUACGCUAAUCGAGUAGACAACUUCAUGGAUGUACGCAUGCGUCAGAAUCUGUGUCAGGGACACAACACGACACGACAGCCAAGGUCAGUCGUGUUUUGCGACUGACACAAGGUGUAUGUUGUCAGUAUAAGUGGAAUUGUGAACAAAACAUGAAUUUUACUCCACCAUACGCGAGAUCACCAGCAUGUAGUAUCGAGCCUCUAGACGAUUACGAAGCACCCAGAGCACCACUACUUCGACAGGUGUCACUUGAUGAGGAGAGACAAGAUGACUGCCAGGGACACUGGCGAGGGCCUUAUGUGGAGGGAGAGGAGGAAGAAAGAGGAGUAAGGCUGUUCAGAGCGAUGCUUCUGCAGCAUUUAAGACUGGAGGAACUUAGGCCGCCGCCCUGUUUGUUGGUGCCGGCUAAUCCUGAUCAAAGAGGCUGGUGGAUGUAUUGGAGAGAUUGGCGAGCUCUCGAAAAAGCGGCGAGGAGGUUCAGAGAAACCAAAGCCCGUGCCAGACUUGCAGCUAGAGCAGAACACAUAUCUUUAUUAAGUCUUGACGAAGUUGCCUUUGAAGAUAUUAUGCAAGAGUUAUGUCAAGCAUGCGUUCACGCCGAGCAAAGGGCUCUUCUGGUACUUGCAUUUCUAUGCGAGGUCUGUGCGCGGGCGGUAAAGGUCGGUGGCUGGUGCAGAGCCGCAGAUUGGGCUGCUAGACAUGUAGCCCAAUGCGCUACACCUUGGGCUAUUAGACACGGAGGAUGGAGUAACGUGGUGGAACGGGCAAGUGGGACGAGGCGAGAUGACACAAUAUUGGCAGGGGCAGCAAUUGCAGCAUUGCUGGCUUUUCUUUUAUUUUGUAAAACACGUCUUCGUUUAACAAUUCUAUAAUUCCUUGGUACUGCGAGGUUGGAUUUGCAAAAUCAUGGUCAAGAUUUUUAAAUAUCAGAUUAAGAGAUGAAACUGCCUCUUACUUAAUAACUGGUGGUUUGUGGAGGUGACAAAUACAACCAGGUACUGAAAUUUGCCCUUAAUAAUUACUUGUUAAAAUUGCAAAAUAUUCUCAAAAAUUAUCCUUGAUAUCGGUCCUGUUAUAUGAACUAAAAAAUAGGUACUGUUGAGAGUUUUUAUAUUAAAGUUACUAUAAGUUCUAUAUAUAACAUAAAAUGUCUUCUAACUCGACGUUUUGUCAGCAGUUUAUCUUUGAGAGACUGUUGCAAAGCACUCGAAAUAGCGAGUGAUGUAAAUGUGAUUCGCGCUUUCACGCGUAAAAUAAAUUUUAAUUAAAUGUUUAGUACUUAUGUAAAUGAAACACAAUUUUGAAUAGCAUAAAAUUGGCACUCAAAUCGUAACGGAAAAUGUUGGUAUAUUCUCAAUCUUCAAUUUGUUCCUAAUGAUAUUUAGGGUCAGAAAAUAAAGGUUCCACAAUCAACAAAAUAAUACUAAACAAUGUCAUGACAUGUGCCUAUGUUAGUGUUGUAAAAUCAUAAGCAAAAGUGUCACCAAAUAAAUUGAAUUUAUUGAAAAGUUAUGUCACUUAUAAUUUUAAUUCAAUGUAUAACGAUAAAAUU